Radiomyces spectabilis is the source of this 4174-nucleotide messenger RNA. RefSeq lists its product as uncharacterized. NCBI's taxonomy places the organism in Eukaryota, Fungi, Mucoromycota, Mucoromycetes, Mucorales, Radiomycetaceae. The coding region runs from base 164 to 3811 and encodes 1215 amino acids. The transcript has 4 exons. The record is from RefSeq and is a predicted model, not a curated record.
UGGAUCGAGAUACUCGCAUGGACGGCGGUAUGCUGACAUAUUGCACUUUGUCAGGCGUGGCCAAGGAUAUUUCUGCCGUGCCAGCGACACCUCUGUGAGUGAAAAGGAAGGCGUUUCCACCUCUCGCCGCAGUCGGCGAAAAAGGGCGGUGGCCUCGUACGAAAUGUUUUUCUUACAAUCCGAUGGCAAGGCGAGAGGCACACACAAAAGCAAGCAAGAUAAAGAAUUUCAUAUUCCACCUAGCAGAGUAAGAGGACGAAAUCCAAGGAGUCGAAAAGCAACGGCAGAACAGAUGGAAGACCGAGCAGUAGAUUCUUGCUCUGAAGAAGGCAUAUCUUGCAGCGAAAAUGGAUGGCUGCCGUCCUAUAACGGUGUCGUUCAUUCAUCUACACACAGCUCGAAACGAAAAAUUGAUAGCCUAGUAACGGAUGUGAAUGUGUACAUCGAUAUCACUAAAAAGCCGAAAACGGAAGAACGAAUACCAACACGCUCAGCGGAAGGGGAUAAUUCUAUGACGAACGAAAAGGAAGACGUAUCAUCUGCACCGCAGUCGUACGGACCAUCUAUCGAACCACAUAACCCGUCGUCGUAUCAAAUCAAUGGAGACGAACCAAGCGCCGACCUAUCUAUACCACAGACAGCACAUUCAAACCCGUUGCCAUCUACGACGAUAACAGAUAAGAGUGAAACUGGUGUCAUGGACGUAGAUUCCUUUACCCCAAACGAUUCUGAAGUGUUAUCAACGAAUGGCGACAUAUGUGCUGAUAUGAACGGAUCCGUUAGACGUGUCUCUAGCACUGCUGACGAUUUUCAUACCGACCUAUUCGAUGAUGUAUCAGAGGUUUCCUCGGUGGCGAGUGAGAAUUUUGAAGACACCAUCGACGAAAAGGCAAGCAUCAAAUUUAUGACCUUAUUCCGUGACGGCAAACUACUUGAUAUCGGCAUUGACGCAUCUCGAUUGACGUGCAUUGUUUGUGGCAACAUGUUAUCAUUACGGAAAAAGAUCAGUAAACGGUGUUGUCGUUGUGAAAGACAUUAUACCAUCUAUGGAUUGGAAUGGCCUACCCGACGACAGAGACAACGUCGACCGCCAACUCAAACCAUAGAAACACCGGCGUCCGCAGAAACCACGAUCGAACUGGAGAAAGAGGAAAGCCAAACUUUGGAACCGGAAAAGGAGCGACCAGAAUUGCGGCGUAAAAAGCCGACCUCUGAGAAACGUAGAAGAUCACCAAAGAAACCAUUUCACCAAGAAAAGGCUGUAUCCGUUGUUAUCUCAGAUAACAUCGAUCAACCUGCCACGGAUGCAUGCAAUGAACAAACUUGUCACGACAUGCCGGACGCAAAGCCGAUUGCCGCAGCCACUACAUCCAACGAAGAAUCUGAUCCCGACAUUGAUGCUCAACAACCCAUGAAUCCUGGAUCAACCGACGGAGAUUAUUACCCUUUCAUGUCAAACGGAACGUUAUGCGAUUGCUGUAUGGUUAUCCGAUCAGAGGAAGCUGGAUCAAGCAUAAAAGCAUCGGCUCUCUUGCAUCCAGACUGUAUCGAGUGCCAGCUCAUGGCACAAAUGUAUUCUGAAGACAACGCAAACGAGUCGCUAUGCCCUCCUCAAGAUUCUCCGCUUGACCCAGAAAACGAGCGCCAUAGACCAACGGCGUUGCAGGGCGAUGAUAAGUACGACAGAGCGGAGACAUUGGAUAAGCCAUCAACACCACCGGGAAACCCAGGCGAAGGUACUGGAGACUUUGCACAAUUUUCGCAAGUGGUGGAUCAGCAAGUAGAUACAGAGCGUGCCGAUCUUAAUCACCAGCCAAAGCAACCGAAAAAGGCCACUACGAAACGAAGGACCUCGAAACCGAAGUUGGCGAAUGGAACGGUGAAAGGAAAAGCGGCGAAAACAAAAGCGCAGGAAAAAUCAUCCGAUGGUCAACCAUUGGAGAACGUUGAGGAGCAAAAUGCCGGCAGCACAGUUGCAGUGAGAAAAGGUAAAGGCGCGGUUAAAAAGGGAAAAGGGCGUUCAGCAAAACCGAAACCAUCACUGCCAGUGGGCCCUACAUCAAUGUAUUCUCUUUUGGAAUCCAAUCCAUUCUACGGUCCACCGCCACAGUCCUCUUCUUCUGCAGAACUAUCCAUCGAAGAGAGAAUGGCGAACUGUUCUUUGGAAGAUAAUGACUCACCGUCGCUUUAUCCUGGCACCGAUGCGAAUUCUUGCCAACCGCAUAGUCCAUCGCAUCUUCAGCUUGCCGGCCAUUCGCCAUUCACGCCAGAUCAAACAGUAAUCACGGACAAUGCCAGACUUGUCGGAUCUGUAAAUGAGGAACUAUGUUCUUUUUCAGAGCCGUCAACUAACAACUUGCCUUCCCGACAACCGAAAUCUGCUGGCAGAAAAAAGAAACCUCGAACGCCAAAGUCAAAAGGUAUUGGCCCGAAAGCUGUCGGAGACGCUUCGCUUGAGCCUAUGGCAUCCCUCACGGUACCAACGAACAGUGAUCUCGCGCCCACAUCAGUACAGACGGUGAACCCUUCUCUGCCUGCAGAUACGAUGAGUGAAAUGCUGUAUACGAUGGAAGCUGCUCCUGGCGUGCGCGAAGAUGCUAUGGUCAAUUGUGGAGACGUAAGCUCAGUCAUCAAUGGUGAAUCAUCAAAACAACCGGGUUCAUCAAAGAAAAAAGGAAAAGCGGUUGUUCGCAAAAUUGCCAAGCCCAAGCUAGCCAAAGCUUCACGUGUUAGACAGAAGAAGAACGCAUCACAAGACACACAGACCAUCACCUCAUCAUCACUUGAGCCUGAAAAUGGAUUGCAUGGUGAACAAGAUCUUCUGCAAAAAUCGACAACAGGAACAUUACAGGUUCCGGUACUUUCAAAAUCGAAAAUUGGUGCGUUGCGCUCCCUGGAAUCAGGGGACGAAGAAUUAUCAUUGGCAAAGGAAUACCUUGCCAAUCUAGCAAAAGUUCAAGAAAAUACUGAUCCAAAACCAGCAUCUUCUGACGCGUCUACUGCUUCAUUUCAAGCUCCAGCUCAAAAUGAUACUAGUGAAAGGACAAACGAGAUAGAGGACCUUUCAAACGCGCCAUCAAUGGAAAUGUCAGAUAAAGUCAUGGAGAUCGACCAAAGCGCGCGAGUUAACGCAUCUGGGAACGAUAGAAUGCAGCCGAAUGCCACUGUAAGCACAGAGGUUUCAGACGGGCUAGUUCAAGCGCAGGGCAAGCAUGACAUUGAAAUUCCUCCAUCCACGAGUCCACCCAAGAGCCGACGCAAACCAGCAACAAAUAAACCACGAAAAAAGCGACAACCUGCGAAAUCUGCGGCUGCUGCUGCUCCUGCUGCUGCAUCAGCAAGCAAGUUAGCCAAUGGAUCCAGCGUACCAUUGGCAAACUGUCAUCCAGCUUUAGUUGAAGAGAAACAUUUGGAGAAACCUGUCAUUGACGGCAGUGAUACCACCGCUGUGAAAUGCAAUGGUGCCCAAUUUCCAAAGUCGAUGGUUCGGUUCGUUGAGGACAAUGCAGAUGUAUCCGAUCUGUCCGCCCUUUUACGUAUGGGUACAGACCCAGAAAUGCUUCUAUACCGACGGAAAGAGCUGCAGAGGAAUGUCGAGGAAAGUAACGCCUAUGCAGGCACUUCACACAACGAGCAAUUGAGGAAAAUGCAGUCUAUCCUUCGUCUAGAAGGGGAUAUCACUUCGUGCUUGGGACAGCCGGUAAAGCCCAACAAACCGGAGGAAGGAGGGUCGCUGAUGUUCGAUUUGAAUACAACCUUUUCAACAAUGCCUGUCAAAGCUGGUAAUUACCGUGGAUCCAUUUUUUGCUGAUUUUAAUAUGUUAAACGGUCCUUGCUAUCUUUAGACGGGAAUUCCAACAUGACAGACAAUCAACCCAUUCCAGAACGAAAUAGUAUACCCUCCCCAACAAGAGAUGACAGUACAAAGUUGCCUACUGUAGGUCUUUCAUCAACUCAUGAUACCUCGUCCACAAACGGUUCAGCAGACGGUCAACAUGCCGAUAUCGUUUUACCGUUUUUCCCCAAUAUGGCAGCAGAAGCUACAGCGACGUCUGUGGGUCUGGAAUCUCCACUAACGACGAUCUCUAAACGCCUGAAAAAGAGAGCCAGUCUUGUUGACAAAAUCCAAAAACUGAAAAAGAAAUCCACUGGCGUCACUGCCUUGGAACUGAAG